Mesocestoides corti is the source of this 225-nucleotide messenger RNA. The record is from the annotation of a GenBank genome assembly. NCBI's taxonomy places the organism in Eukaryota, Metazoa, Platyhelminthes, Cestoda, Cyclophyllidea, Mesocestoididae.
AUGGAUAUUGAUGCGUUUCUGCCUGUGGACACGCUCCUGGAAAUAGUGCGAAAAAAGGACGAUCCCAUUACCUUCGAAAGUGUCAUCACGCCUACUAAUGAUUCAGGUGAGACGGCUGGAAGAAGUUCAGGAACUCAGAAGGUGGCAGCGAGAAUGGAGAUUGGAAGUGGCAGCAUCUGCCGGCCGAAAGGACACUUGAAUCGCGAACAUCCCCUUGUUCCGUAA